Molecule: messenger RNA, 5950 nt
Organism: Stegodyphus dumicola
Lineage: Eukaryota; Metazoa; Arthropoda; Arachnida; Araneae; Eresidae
Biological process (GO): negative regulation of transcription by RNA polymerase II; anterior/posterior pattern specification
Cellular component (GO): nucleus
Molecular function (GO): DNA-binding transcription factor activity, RNA polymerase II-specific; RNA polymerase II cis-regulatory region sequence-specific DNA binding
Source: RefSeq, a predicted model, not a curated record
AUGGUAGCAGGCCAACGAGUGGUUGCCAAGCUUCACGACGGCGAAUUCUACUACGUCUGCGCAGCGCCCGCAAGCGUCCGAAGCUGUAUUUAAGAACUGGUCUCCAUUAUACGAAAAUACAGAUCAAGAGCAUAGUAUGAGUUCGUAUUAUACUAAUUCUUAUAUACCUGACCUCAGGAGUCCAGCAGGGGUCGAACAGUACAAUGGACAACAAGUUCACAAUCAACCGAAUGGUGAUUUGUGUGAUCAAGGGCAAAGACAGUAUAUUCAGCCGCAAUAUGCAUCUUCGCCAGUGCAAGGGGCAACUUAUCCUCGUUUUCCCCCUUAUGACAGACUGGAGAUUCGUCCGAUCACCUCGUCGCCUAAUUCACCUAGCCCCCCGGGCCAGUAUUACGGGAAUCCUUGCAACCAAGCACCUCCUGGACCUCCUCUUCCUCAGCCGGCACAUCAACCGCCCCAACAUGCACCUAUGAACCAUCCAAACGCAUAUGUACCGCAGGAUGGACAGAAUAAUUGUCGGGGGUCACCUCAUCACGACCCCAACGGUUCACAGCAUCCAAACAUGUCACCAGCUCAGUAUCCAAGCUGCAAAAUGCAACCUCAACCGGUUCCACACGGACCGCCCCAUCAACAACAAGCUCUAGGUCACGACCCCAACGGGGUGGUCCAUCGACAGGUGAAUUCGGAAUGUGGACCGCCGCCCCCUCCGCCGCCCAAUACCAUGCCCCCGUGCCAAAGUCCGGUUCAGUCCCCGCAACAACCGCCUCCCCAGAUGUACCAGAAUCACGGCGGCCCCCCAUCCAAUCAACAACAAGUUCAACAACAGCAACAGGUUCAACCUCCUCAAGCUGGGAAUAUGCCCAGUCCGCUCUAUCCAUGGAUGAGGAGUCAGUUCGGGGACGAGACCACAGCACAAAAGGAGCAAAGAACUUCAGUGCAUAUCAUCUGGUGUCUUCUUUUGUAUCACUGUGAAAAGAACAUUUGGACAAAAGAAAACAUGCCUGAAAGGGAGGUAAUUGUUACAGCACAGAACAGUCUGUGACUGACGUAACCUCCUCACCCCUUACUAAUUCAGAAAGAAAUUUUCAGCUAAAAAAUUCCCUUUCCCAAGCAUACAAAGUUGGUUGUUCCUAACAGCUCAUUCCUAUAAUGCUUCUGUAAGAAAAUUGGCUUCUGUGUAAUGCUGUUGCCAGUUAUAUAACACUAUAAUGAAGAAAGUGAAGAUGAAAGUGAAGGGUUUUAAACUGUAAUUAAAAAUUGCUAAGGUUUUUAAAAAUCUGUAAACACAUUACUGAAAUUAACAUUUAAAUCAAAAAAUUAUAAGAACUCAUUUUAAAAUUCAAAAUUAAUGUGCAAUGUAUUUUAAUAUUUAAAAUGUGUUAGCCAUCGAAUGUUUUUCAUUAGCGGAUCCUAAUUUAAUGGUUUAAUAUAUCUUUCUGUAGAAAAUUUUGGCAUGUUUUGUCUAAUAACAGAAACGAUUUGGCAUUUAUUUCUGAUGAUAACGAAAAUGCAUAUAUUUUUUCAGUAAGGAUAAAAGUUUUAUAUGUAAAAGGAACUGCUCACUAUAGAUUUAUUAGUUUUAGUAUAAUUUAUUCAUCCUCAAUAUUGUAAAAUUUAAACUGCAUAUUUUCAAAUCAUUAAUUAAUUAAAAAAAUUUUAAGUAAUAACUGGUUCUAAAAGUCUUAAAAUUUAAAAAAGAUAAAGCACUCAAAUUUAAAAUAUGCAAGAAUUACAACUAAAACUUAAAUAUAUAUGUAUAUAUAAAGAGAAGACAUUUUGUGGUCAACCAUGAAAUUUUAAUUCUAUAUAGCUUGAGUGAAAUAAUGUGGCAGUGAUUGGUAGUAUUUUAGUAUUAAAUUCGGUGGCACUUUUAACAAAAUUGAAAUUUAUUCAUAUUUUCGUUUGAAUUAUGGAAGUAGCACAUUGCUUUCCUUACAGUUCGAGAAGAAAGAAGUUCCUAUCCUAACUUUCCUAUGUUAAAAUUUUAAUCUUAAGCUACAAAUAGCUGCCUAAAUUCAAAUGCACAACUAAUUGAACAUCCAAAUGCAUUCUGUAUAAUUAAUAACUUACACGAACUGUAAUACAGCGCAAUAUAAAAUAUUUUCUUCAAGUUCUUUUAUUGAUUUGGUGGAACAAGAGGUAAAUUUUUUCAGCUGGAAUAUUACGCAUUUUGAUCCCAAAUUUCUCCUCACUAUUUCAAUAUCCAAAACUAUCCCUAAAAUCUCUAAUGCUUUUCCCUCUUUGUCAUCAGCCUUACAGCUUUGGUUAUAAAUCUUAACCUGUCUAUCCCGCCUAUUUUUAUUUAUUGUUGACCCCUCUGGUUCCCUCCCUUUUAGCUACUACUCUACUUCAAUAAAGGUGCACCCUUCUGUGUCGCAUUCCCUUUUCCUUUAGGGGUUUCGCCUUCUUUUCAAAUCGGGAAUUCAACACCUGUUAUUUCUGAGAGAAUUACGAAAGACUGUUCAACAAAAGGGCUGCCUUACGUAAAUUACAAAGCGCGGAUGCUACGCGUUGAAUCUAAAUUUAUCUUCUACGCUGAACUAAAUUCAUAGUCAUUUUCGAGUUUUAUUACAGUAAAUGUCGUUCCCAUGGAUAAAAUACGAGCGGUUAGAAUAUGAAUUAGUCGCAAAUUUUAGAUUAAUAUAUCAUAAUAUCACGUCACUCAUAAUAUCACUCAUAAUAUCACGUCAAAUUAAAACUGGAAAACCCCUUAAGCUUAUCGGAUUUAACCGAAGUUUAUUUUUUUCUUGUUUGCAAUAGCAGUGAAUUAAUUUCUUGAGUGAUAUUACUGGAAUUAGUUUUUAGGAGUAUAAUAUUAUAAUGUGCCUAGUAUGUUUUAAAAGCAGAUUUUUUUUAAUUCGCUAAUAAUAAAAAAAAUUGGCAGCGUUGAUUUAAACUAACAUAGAAUGAACUUUUCUGAAAGCUAAGAAUAAUGUUAAUUCAUAAAAUUUCAUUUACCAUGUGUGGUAUUUUUAAAUGAUUUAACAGUAGACAGUCUGCAAAGUAUUUCAUUUGAAUUUACAUCUGCAGACUAUUAUUGUUGUCAAUAUUACAUUUAAUCACUUCGAUUAUAAUUCGUAAAUAUCACAGAACUAUAAAUUAUAAUAUUCAGUGUAUUAUAAAAGAUGACUUCAGAAUAUGUAAACAAUUAGAUAAAUUUUUCGAGUUUUUUUUCUGAUUUUGAAAUAUUGAGGAAUUUUAUUUGAAUACUUCAUAAUGCAUAAUAUUGAGACUAAAUGUUUAUGAAAAUAAAAACUUUACUUACAUGAAUGAUUUCAGUAUGCAUAUUUCGGGAGAAAGUGGCAUUGCUUUCUUUAUCCAGAAUGCCAUUAAGUAUGAUAAAAUGGUCUAUAAUUUAACGAUUUCUAUCAGAUUUCGAAUUAUAACCUGAAGAUUUAAAUAAAAGAAACAAUGCCUAAAUAAUCAACAUGUCCUCAAAAUACACUCAAAAUUCUGUGCAAAUAAGUGUGCACUGAUAAGUGUAAUUUGUUAUGUUUUGUUGAAUAUCAUUUGAGAGGCUGAACCAUUGAUGUUCGUAACGCAAACAUAUCGUAAUUGUAUAUAUAGAAAUACAUUAAAUAUGCAUGUAACUUAUUAAAUAAGUUGUCUGAUGCUGUUUGGCGAUGUAGCUAUCAACCACUUUCUGAUGUAUUUAUUUAAAUUUUGCCCUGUGACAUUUUACUCAAGGGCAUAAAUGAAUUGAAAGUUAAUUUAAUUUAGUGUUAACCCUUUAAAAAUCGCCUACGGUUGAAUCAUUUAACAAUAAAAGUUAACACCUGGAUCAUUUAAUAGUUCUGCAUAUAUGUAAUAUGAAAUGAAACUGUAUGCAUGCAAGCAAACGAAAGUCGUUUGUCGAAGCUUUUCACCCUACAAUACUUCUCAGUCACAUUAUCAACAUCUGAGAAGGCUUUCUUUGGGAAACUUUUAUGCUGGAAACCGUUGAAAACAAUAUGGUAAGAACUAGAGUAGCCACUAAUCUUUUAUCAAUUUAAAGCUGAUUUCAAGCUGAGAAAAGCUCUAAUAUGAUGAAGCAAGCUAUUCAUAUACUUAAUGUACAAUUAUCUUUUAUUUUCUUCAAGUAUUAAAAUGGUGAAAAAUAUUACAGCAGAUUAAAAAUGUGUAAUUACAGUAAUUUAAAUCAUAUUAUAUUAAAUACUUUCCCCUCUAAAGCAGAUCUUUAUUUGCAGUCUACCCGGUGGCGAAAGACUUUUGUAUCAAUAAUUUAUUUCAUCGAAUCAAAUCGUAUUAUUUAGUUUGGCAAGAAAAAAAUUCUUAUGUAUCAACAACAACAUGGGUUAAGCACUUAGAUUGUAUUGAUAUUUUGUUGUUUUUAUGUUGGAUUGUUUAAUUUUGUGAUGAUCUGUAAGCCGAAAAUGCACCUAAUGCCAUAUUUAUAUAGUUAGUUAGCCUUUGAAUUGAUUAUAAAAUGAGAAUAUUUUUAUUUGUAAUUUGCGAUUGUUUUCAUAUUGUGGUUUCUUUUACACUAAAAAUAUAACUUGGAGCAGCUUCUAAUGUAAUAGGUAAGUUGUUUAAAAUUUUUAUUAUAGAUAUUUUCAUUGAAACGCAUUUACACGUUAAGCGCCAAGUGAAUCAUCUAUGAUCGAAUAAUCUGGUGACGAGGUUCCGUUAGUCAUGGGUGACUGACGGUAUAAAAUGCAGCGAUAUUUUAUAAUUUUAUAUUUAAAAAUAAAUGAUAACAUCAUAAAGAAAUGCGUAACUGAAAUUUGUGGAUGAAUAAUACUUUUGUUUAUGUUAAUGAAUCUAAUGCAAUAAGUCAUUUUGCUGAAACAUGUUAAGCAGAGAUUGUUUCAUGUCAAUUACCAUAAAUCGGAUGGGGACGGGGUAGUUCCUUGCUGAUAUCGGGCAGUGUUUCUGUCAAAAUGUUGUAGAUUAUUGUAAUAACAUUUCUUUCAAAAUUUUGACUUCAAAAAAUUUUUCAAAAAUAUUUUCAUUCCUUAUUUGUACUUCCGAAGCUUAAAUAGCUUAAAUUUUGAAGUUUUAUUUUUUUAAUCAGCAUCUAUUAAAUUUCCCUGUAGUUGCAAAGUAAAAAGUUUAUUCUUCUUAAAAAGGGGGGGGGCGGCAUUAGUUUCGAUUUCAUUACUAUAGCGUCGCCAGCUUGAUAGCACGUUAGGCAUACUUUGAAAAUAGCAACUUGGCGCUUAAUACGUAAACAAGUAAUUUUGAAAUAAUUCUCAAAAAGGAUUACGUAGUGCGUUUAGCCAGUUAAAAGGAAGUCUACAUGAUAUUCCUUUCCUGAUGAUAUGCACUUAACAUCAGAAAAGGAAUAUCAUAACUUAACAGCUAACCUUUUUAAAAAUGGUUGAAGCUAUUGUUACCAUGUCAAAUUUCAAGAAUUGUGGAGAAUUCGUCAAUAGUAAUUUGAACGUAUAUGUUGUACUAAAUGAUACAUUUGUAUUCAAGAAAGUAAUCAGUCUAGAUUCUGAACAUUAUAAAGUGAACACUUAAAAACUACUAUAUUUAUGGGCAUGAUAUGGUGCAGGGCAUUAUAUUACAUACCAUGUGUGUGUUUCAACUCGGUGAACGAUUAAGCAUUACUUGCUUACUUUUGUGUCAAAACUUUUACAGGUUUCGAUGCCAGUUUAUACUUUGUUUAUUUGUUAUUACUGGUUCCUCAAAAGUGAUUUUCAUGUUUUGAAAUUCAUGAUUUUAUGAAAUGUUCCUGAUGUCAACUCGAGAGUUCUGCCGCGUGCUUAGAAUUUCAAGUGUUCAUUCCCUCAUUUAGAUGUAAGUAGUGGAGGAAAAAAAAAUCCAACUUCUACUUAAAAGUAUUUGUCAUGUUGAUAUCAUUCACUUGUAGGAUACAGUGUUGUAUAUCAUUAUUUUAUGUUUUAUUUCAUGUGUCUUUAGUACAAUUGUGAAAAAAUUCAAAGAGUGUGAUAAACAACAUUACUGUAGUUUCUUUGCCCUUUAAUAAACUCUUUGUCUAGUA